Messenger RNA from Carassius carassius (crucian carp), 1625 nucleotides. Its product is annotated as src-like-adapter 2. Gene Ontology annotation, molecular function: protein binding. The transcript is spliced from 8 exons. The coding region runs from base 183 to 953 and encodes 256 amino acids. NCBI's taxonomy places the organism in Eukaryota, Metazoa, Chordata, Actinopteri, Cypriniformes, Cyprinidae. The record is from RefSeq and is a predicted model, not a curated record.
CGGAGGAUGAAGAUCGCAUUAACAUCGUUGUGCACUCAUGAUGGGAUCGCUUUAGUGGAUGCUCUUUUAUAUGGCCCACUAAUGUUGGCAAAGAAAGUCAACUUAUAACUUCAGCAUAUUUGCACACAGUUGAAACAUGGGCUUCUGUGCAUAAAUCUAUCAGACAUGGUCAUAAAAUAAACAUGGGCUGUCUAACAAGCAGACUCUGGCAUCCAUCUGCUGUUCACCGACUGGAGGACCCUGUCUUGAUGUCUGAUGAAGCACCAGGAAAUCACAUGCACAUGGCAGUAGCCUUGUGUAACUUUCCACUUCAAAGGUCUGAUGAACACUCAAUAUUGUUAGGAGACAGACUGAACAUUAUAUCAGAAGAUAAUGACAUGCUGACGGUUCGUUCUGCAUCAACUGGCACAGAGUUUUUCAUUCCCCACGCCUACGUUUGCAAAGUGCAUAAUCGGUGGCUUUUUGAAAGGAUCACAAGGAAAAAUGCAGAACAACUUCUUAUGCUGCCUCCAAACUACUCUGGAUGUUUUCUAAUUCGGGAAAGCCAGUCAUGCCCGGGUUCCUACUCACUUUCAGUGCGGCAAAAUGGAGGCCAUGUGCACAAUGUAAAGCACUACAGAAUCCAUCAGCUCCACAAUGGCUGGUUCUACAUCCACCACAGCAACUACUUCUCCACUCUCACCCAGCUGGUGGACUAUUACUCACGGUCUUCUAGAGGUACGUACUUUCAUCUGACUGAACCUUGCUUACUUCACGACUCCAACACAGCUGUAACACACAGACCCACACCUGUAACAAUCCAGAGGUCCAACCUUAACUGGAGAGAUUUGUCCAGGUCGAUGGUUCAAAGGCAGCUAAAUGGAACUAACCAGGAGAGUCUUGUCAGUGAAGGAUUACGAGAGACUAUGAAAGCAUAUUUUUAUGUCACAGAGUCAUCAGACUGUGAGGACUGAGUGACAUCCAACACAGAACAGACCUGUGAGAGACUGAUGAAGUUAAGUUAAAGAUGUUUUGGGUAUGUGGUGGGCAUUUUGAACACAGUCCAUUUCUAGUGUCGAGCACGAUUCAUGAUGUUUUUUUAAUUAUUUGAGGAUUUUUUUAAUCAAGUUUUUUUAUGUAAUAGUAGUUUUGUAUCUGUCGUUGGAUGAAUAACUUUGGGAAACUACAGAGUAAAUUCCUCAGUUUUCAGUAGGACCCAACAGAAAACAAAGUAGCAAUACAAACAAAAUAACAAAGUAUAAUAUAAUUAUUUAAAUGCUUUUAUUUUACUUUUGCAUUUAAUGUAACAAUAUUUUUUAAAUCUGCAGUUUUUAUAAUGUGUCAUUAACGUUGUCAAAACGGGGUCACCUUUUUUAUCCACGUGACAACUGAAAUGUUUAUGUAUUGUGAUCGUGAUUUAUAUGACAGAGAACAAUUUUAAUAAUUUAUAUAAUCCCUUUAAAUAUGUAGCAAAUAAGGUAGCUGCCUCUGUAUUAUGACUUAUACUUUUAUUUGAAAAGGUAUAAGUAUACUCUUAUUUACAGUCAUUUAUUUUAAAUACCCUGUAUUCGAAGUAAAAUACAAUCCUUCAAAAUGAAAAAUAUUUUUUGUCACAAAUGCUAGUUUGCUGGCUUCUUUCCUUUUAA